This is a messenger RNA of Ornithodoros turicata, 1970 nucleotides long. Its product is annotated as zinc finger protein ubi-d4 A-like. NCBI's taxonomy places the organism in Eukaryota, Metazoa, Arthropoda, Arachnida, Ixodida, Argasidae. The record is from RefSeq and is a predicted model, not a curated record. Gene Ontology annotation, molecular function: transcription coactivator activity; histone binding; histone H3K4 methyltransferase activity. The transcript is spliced from 9 exons. Gene Ontology annotation, biological process: positive regulation of transcription by RNA polymerase II. Gene Ontology annotation, cellular component: MLL3/4 complex. Bases 63 to 1682 code for a protein of 539 amino acids.
GUUAACGGAACUGUGACAAGUGUUACGAAGUACCAAUUCGCAUUGGCAGGCUGUAUGGUAGUAUGGUAUUGGUGGUAUUGUACUGGUACAGACCGACGCCAGACGCUACGCGCGCUGCGCUACGUGCAGACAACAGACGACGCCAAGAAAGGAACAUGGCGGCGUUAGCGCCUUUGAAAGUCAACUCGGCGGCAUUAAAUCGGUUAAAAGCAUUCCUAUGCGAGCCAGCAUACAAAGAUGCAAUGGAGAGUUCAUCGAAUGCCAACACGAGACUGGUUGUAGAGCGGCGCCUUCGUUUACCCUUUUUGGAUGCCCAGACUGGAGUGGCUCAGAGCGACUGUGCACUCUGGAUGCCCCAUUGGCAACGCAUGCCUGGGCAAGGGGAUGGCCAACUCUACAGCUAUCCUGCCCGUCGAUGGCGAAAGAAACGCAGGCAGUACCUCAUGAACGACCGCUAUCUCGGGGCACGUUUCAGGGAGCCGGACUACGGGGAUGCGGAUAUGCAUCAGAUCAGCGUCGUCGAGAACACGGCUGCGGGGGAGGAUUCUGUAGACAAGGGAGGAAUUCCCCCGGAAGAUUCCAAUCAAUCCUGGUACAGAGACUUAGAGGACACAGAUGGAGGGUCCUUGAUGGAGCCUCAGGUCCAAGCAGUUCCGGACUUCCAAGAGGAUCCAGAAACGGACACUGAAGACUAUGACGAAUCUUACAGUCGGAAAAAGAAGAAAAAAGCAAAAAACUCUGGCCAGAAAAAAAGGACACGAAUUGAGUACACAGAUGCUGAGAAACCUUACAGUUGUGAGAUUUGCGGGGUACGCUACAAAACCCGACCAGGCUUGUCCUACCACUAUGCCCACAGCCACAUCGGGGGAAGUAACGACACUCACCAUGCAAAUAGCAGCAGCAGCAACAACAACAACAACAAUCGAUCGGCCACACCUCCAAGCGUCCCACCCGCCGCCCCUCCUCCACUUCAGCAGGCAAUGCCUGCCAGUGAGGACAGUGGAGGUGUACCUGAAGGGGUGGCUUUUGGAGCACCCAGGGGAGGGCCGUCGGGGGACAGCCCCCUAGCAGGACUGCGAAAGUUUCAGGAUAAUUUUUUAUCCUUUCUCAAGACUCCACAGGGUGGUGAGACCUCUAUUUUUAGUCUCGCUCCUAAUCGUGGGCUAACCGUAACUAUUUUUCCAGAGGGGGUAGCCAAGCCAAUGCCCGGCAUGCCCCCCCUUGCUCAGGGGGGUCCUCCCCAAGUGGGGGAGCAGCCAAAAGGUAUCAUUGACACUCAGGGCAGGAGCGCCAGUGGGAAACCCCUGGCUAACCCCAGCCCGUAUUGCGACUUCUGCUUGGGGGAUAAUGGAGAAAAUAAAAAGACCCGUCAGCCGGAAGAGUUGGUGUCCUGUUCUGAUUGCGGUCGCUCGGCUCAUCCGUCGUGCCUGCAGUUCACUCCUAACAUGACUCUCUCAGUUAAGAAGUACCGUUGGCAGUGCAUUGAGUGCAAGUCCUGCGGCCUGUGUGGGACCUCAGACAAUGAUGACCAGCUCCUCUUUUGCGACGACUGUGACAGAGGUUACCACAUGUAUUGUCUGACACCGCCACUUUCAGAGCCACCCGAAGGGCUGUGGAGCUGCCACCUGUGCAUCGAGGAGUAUGGCCAAGGAAGCCAACGGGGAUCUGGAUCAUCCCCGUAGGCAUUCUUCGCCUCGAUGUAGAAGGUCCUUAGGUUGCCCUUGCGAGCAUGCCUGAUGGCACAUCGUGGAGAAGGGCGUUUGAGAUAACGCUAUUUUACGGCAGGAACCACAAAACGUAAAUAAUUGUUGUGUCGUGGAAUCAUAGUUGUGCAUCAUAAGUGAUUCGAGAUUAUCUUUUAUUAAACGAAGCUAAGACGGAAUGUGUUUCAACUACCAACGAUAUGUGGAACACCAAAGACCAUAAAAAUAGUGUGUCUCGUUGCGAAAUAAAAUGUCGGUAGAAGGAAA